Molecule: messenger RNA, 1401 nt
Organism: Tupaia belangeri chinensis (Chinese tree shrew)
Lineage: Eukaryota; Metazoa; Chordata; Mammalia; Scandentia; Tupaiidae
Gene: GPR18
Product: G protein-coupled receptor 18
Exons: 2
Coding region: 271-1266 (331 amino acids)
Biological process (GO): positive regulation of Rho protein signal transduction; phospholipase C-activating G protein-coupled receptor signaling pathway
Cellular component (GO): plasma membrane
Molecular function (GO): G protein-coupled receptor activity
Source: RefSeq, a predicted model, not a curated record
UGUGGGGGCCUGCUCCGGCGGCCUGGGCUCAGCCUCCGCCUCCCAGUGCGGCUCCUGCACCGGCGGUGAACAACUCAGCGACAGAGAACCCAGACAAAAGAAACACGGCCUUUCUUACACACACCAUUUCCAGAAAGAGCUAAUAUUUUAACACAAGAACUCAAAGCUACCUCUUCCGCAGAGCUGGGCAUACCGGAAAACGUUCCUCGUUCAGACGGCCUUUUGACGCACAGGAGGUUCUAAGUACCAUGCCUACCAAGGCGCUGUAAGAUGACCACCAUAGACAAUCCGGACCGCCUUCUCCCUUCCAACAGCUCACAUCCAGAUGAAUACAAGAUCGCAGCCCUGGUCUUCUACAGCUGUAUCUUCAUCAUUGGAUUCUUUGUUAAUGUCACAGCGUUAUGGGUUUUCAGUUGUACCACCAAGAAGAGAACCACGGUAACCAUCUAUAUGAUGAACGUGGCAUUACUGGACUUAAUAUUCAUUAUGAGUUUACCCUUUCGAAUGUUUUACUACGCAAAAGGUGAAUGGCCAUUUGGAGAGUACUUCUGCCACAUCCUCGGGGCUCUCACGGUGUUUUACCCAAGUAUUGCCCUAUGGCUUCUCGCUUUUAUCAGUGCAGACCGGUACAUGGCCAUCGUGCAGCCGAAAUACGCCAAAGAACUUAAAAACACGUGCAAGGCCGUGCUAGCCUGUGUGGGGGUGUGGAUAAUGACCCUGACCACCACGGUCCCUCUGCUUCUGCUCUAUGAAGACCCAGAUAAAGCCUCCACCCCUGCCACCUGCCUAAAGAUUUCUGACAUCGUCCACCUGAAGGCCGUGAAUGUGCUGAACUUCACUCGGCUGAUAUUUUUUUUCUUGAUCCCUUUGUUCAUCAUGAUUGGGUGCUACCUGGUCAUUAUUCAUAGCCUCCUCCACGGCAGGACCUCUAAGCUGAAACCAAAAGUCAAGGAGAAGUCCAUACGGAUCAUCCUGACGCUCCUGGUGCAGGUGCUCGUGUGCUUCAUGCCUUUCCACAUCUGCUUUGCUUUCCUGAUGCUGGACGGGGGAGAGAACAGUUACAGUCCCUGGGGCGCCUUCACCACCUUCCUCAUGAAUCUCAGCACCUGUCUGGAUGUGAUUCUCUACUACAUCGUCUCGAAACAAUUUCAGGCCCGAGUCAUCAGUGUCAUGUUAUACCGCAAUUACCUCCGGAGCGUGCGCAGAAAAAGCUUCCGGUCCGGUAGUAUACGUUCACUAAGCAACAUAAACAGUGAGAUGUUAUAAAUGCAAGGAAGGUUUUUUAUUUCUUCAGUCUCUUUAAAAUUUGCUAACUAGGGAACCAGCAGUUAGCGUAAUGGCUAUGUCGCUGGACUCCCACGUAGUCGACCGCGGUUCGUGUCCCGGACCCGGUGGCUUAAA